AUGGCGGCGACGUUGGAUACCCCCGCCGCCUUAGCGACCGUGGAAACGGCUGUCCCGGGCGAGCCGGUCCCGGCUCCGGAACCAGCCCCCGGGCCGGCUCGCAGCCUGCGGACGGCUCACGACGUCGGCGGCCCGCCGACCCGCACGGGGGACGUGCUGCUGGACGAGCCGGGGGACUUCGAGUCGCUGCUGCUGUCGCGGCUGGUGCUGGAGGGUUUGCGGGCCGCCGGCUUCGAGCGGCCCUCGCCGGUGCAGCUCAAGGCCAUCCCUCUGGGGCGCUGCGGCCUCGACCUCAUUGUUCAAGCGAAGUCUGGCACUGGGAAGACCUGUGUAUUCUCCACGAUUGCAUUGGACUCUCUCUUACUUGAAAACUUAAGUACCCAGGCAGAAUUAAACAGCUCAUAG
Molecule: messenger RNA, 405 nt
Organism: Elephantulus edwardii (Cape elephant shrew)
Lineage: Eukaryota; Metazoa; Chordata; Mammalia; Macroscelidea; Macroscelididae
Gene: DDX20
Product: DEAD (Asp-Glu-Ala-Asp) box polypeptide 20
Exons: 3
Coding region: 1-405 (134 amino acids)
Molecular function (GO): RNA helicase activity
Source: RefSeq, a predicted model, not a curated record